Messenger RNA from Drosophila eugracilis, 2186 nucleotides. RefSeq names its product 1-acylglycerol-3-phosphate O-acyltransferase Pnpla3 (gene dob). Gene Ontology annotation, biological process: lipid homeostasis; triglyceride catabolic process. Lineage: Eukaryota; Metazoa; Arthropoda; Insecta; Diptera; Drosophilidae. Gene Ontology annotation, molecular function: triacylglycerol lipase activity. Gene Ontology annotation, cellular component: membrane; cytoplasm; lipid droplet. The record is from RefSeq and is a predicted model, not a curated record.
UAUUUUUGUAGAAAAUAUAAUAAACAGUAGUGUUAGGUUCAAAAAGUAAAAUAUUAGCCAGUGGCUUACAUAUAAUGGGUUAAAUAUUUAAAUAACAGUUUAAAAACAAAGUCAUUUAAAACAAAUACCUCAAACCUUUUUAAUGUGUAUUUAAUUUACCGUAACGCUAUUAACGUUUUUUAACCAGUGGCUUAACGGAAGGGAUUUUAGGAGGCCAAAUCGCCCCUAGCAAGGUAAGGCAUGCACAAAUUCAACACUAAAUACAAAAUAUAUAAUUAAGACAAUUAAUAAAUUAAUUAAAUGUAUUUCGAAACCUUUUUAAUUAGUAUUUUUUGAAUAGAACACUAAUUUGCAGGGUCACACUGUCCAUGCCAAGAAUAAGCUCAAAAGAAAGCUUGGAAAAAUAUUAAAAAAAAACGUCAACAAAAAAGAUUGGAAAAGCCAGGCGAAAAAGAGACAGCUAGACGGGAUUACAUGUUGUGAUUGAGUGAUCACACUAGAAACGUUCUGCCACGAAGAGGUUAUAUUUACAAAAAAUGAAGAUUCGAACCAGGAGGAGCCUUUCCUUUGCCGGCUGUGGAUUCCUUGGCAUCUAUCAUGUAGGCGUUGCGGUCUGCAUGCACCAACACGCUCCCCAGCUACUGGAAAGGAUUGCCGGUGCAUCUGCCGGCGCAUUGGCCGCAUGUUGCCUGAUCUGCGAUCUUCCGUUGGAAUGCAUGGCUGAGGAUUUUAUACGGGUUGUCCAGGAGACGCGACGCCACUCCUUGGGUGCCUUCAGUCCGUGGUUUAAUCUGCCGGAAUGUCUUCUCGAAGGGAUGCACCGCUGUUUGCCAGAGGAUGCCCAUCAACGGGUCAGCGGAAGACUCCAUAUUUCUCUAACCCGCGUAAGUGAUCGCAGCAAUGUGGUCAUGUCAGACUUUAGCUCCCGCCAGGAGCUACUUGAUGCCCUCAUGUGCACCUGCUUUAUUCCCGGACUCUCUGGAUUUGUUCCUCCACAGGUCCGAGGAGUUCGUUAUAUGGAUGGCGCCUUCUCCAAUAAUCUGCCUUUGCUCGACGAGCACACCGUGACCGUGAGUCCCUUCUGCGGGGAAAGUGAUAUAUCCCCAAGGGAUCAGAAUCCUCAUCUCCUGCAGCUGAAUAUUAAUUGGGCGAAUACUUGCAUCCGGUUAUCCAGAAGGAAUUUGCGGCGCAUGGUGCGCAUCUUGUUGCCGGGUAGAGCCGACUUCAUGGCCAAUUUCUGUCAGCAGGGAUACGAUGAUGCGUUGCAUUUCCUGCACAGGAAUAGCCUGCUCGAAGCUGGAACCAAAAUUCAGGAAAAGGCCAUGAUCAUUUGGAUUCACCAGCAGGAGAAGAAGGAACAAGAGCGUUUUGAAAAGCAAAGGGCUCUUGAGAAGGAGCAAAUGAGUCUGAAAACUAUAAAGGAAAAGGUUAAACAGGAUAAGGAGCCACAAGAUCGGGUUGAUACCAAGCGAAGGAAUCGUAAGCAGAGAUCUCAAAGGAGAUCUAAGAAAAAUCAGAAAAGGAAUUUAAAAAGUCAGGAGAAGGAAGUAAGGUUUCCAGAUCUCCAGGAUCACCAAGAAAGCUUUCAGACUCCGACAAAGAACAAUCAUCUGGCGAAAACGCCCAAUCGGAUACCCAAGAAGGAACAUGAUCACUAUGCCAGCUCCCUUAUAAGCUCAGCCUGGUCAUUUCUUCGUCGCGUGAUGAUCGCUCCGCCGCUGGCCAGGCACAUGGUCCAAAUGAUCGCCAGUCGCAUCAGUCGGAGUCUCACGCUUUGCGAGCAGCCGCACUUUGAUCUCGCUCUGAUGCAGACACCACCCUCCUCGUUCUCCUCAUCCACCACCACGAGCACCUACUGCCUCCCAUCGACGCCACUGGUUUAUAGCGAUAACGACAAAGUCAAGGCCAAACGACCAAGCGAGGCCAGUCAAUUGGAAAUUGGGAGAUCAGGUGGCUGAAGACGAGGGACAGACCGACGUUCAUUGGGCGCCAUUAGGUUUAUCAGCGAUCGUCAAUCGAUCAGUUCUCAAUUGAUUUUUAUGCCUGUUCCCGCAAUUACUUUAAUUUAAUGGGCAAAUUGUUCCGUGUUUUUGUUUUCUCUUUUUAAAUAUCAUGUUUUUAAAUGUUUUUACCUUGUGUUUUUAUUAACUGCUGUGACUUAAAUAAAACUACACAAAAAUAUGCAA